Molecule: messenger RNA, 780 nt
Organism: Lodderomyces beijingensis
Lineage: Eukaryota; Fungi; Ascomycota; Pichiomycetes; Serinales; Debaryomycetaceae
Source: the annotation of a GenBank genome assembly
AUGGCAGACUUUGGCAACUACGGCAACUACGGCGGUAAUUACGGAGACGGAGGGUUCGCCAAUACCGGCUUUUCAGAUGGCGGGUUCAGCAAUGACAGUCAGCAAGCAAACACCAAGCAGCAAGUGCGCUCGAGUCUCACGCCGGUCACGAUCAAGCAGAUCUUGGAGGCAACGCAGCCUACACCAGAUGGCGACUUCAAAAUCCACAACGUCCAUUUGAACAUGAUUAGCUUUGUUGGGGUUGUGCGCAAGGUCGAUGGGCAAGGUAUGAGUGUCGUGAUUGCCGUUGAAGACGGCACGGGGUCAAUCGAGAUACGUAAAUGGAUCGACGAAAACAACAGCUCGCUUGCUGAAGAAGUGGAGAAAUACCUGGCUUAUAAGAACAAGUACGUCUCCGUGGGAGGCUCGUUGAAAACCCACAUGAAUAAAAAGAGUAUCCAGAAUGCGGCCAUCUCGCCCAUCACCAACGCCAACCAGAUUUUGUACCACCACUUGAGUGCCAUUGACGUUCACUUGAAGAGCCAGGGAAUCCCAAAGAGCAGUGGUGCCGGUGAUGAUGGCUUGUUUGUCAAGGACAAUGACGGCGACCAGUCGAUCAUUGACAGAGUCUUGAAUUUCAUUACAGAGGAAAGCAAAACGAUGCAGGACGGCGUUCCUAUCAACUACAUCGUGGAGAAACUCGGCAUUUCAAAAGACGAAGGGUUGAGGCACUGCAAUGAGUUGGUUGAGAAUGGAAGGAUAUAUUUGGGUUUCAAUGACGGCGGAUAUAUAGCUGUUUAA